This is a messenger RNA of Platichthys flesus (European flounder), 4732 nucleotides long. Its product is annotated as E3 ubiquitin-protein ligase RNF19A-like. Lineage: Eukaryota; Metazoa; Chordata; Actinopteri; Pleuronectiformes; Pleuronectidae. Gene Ontology annotation, cellular component: ubiquitin ligase complex; cytoplasm. Gene Ontology annotation, molecular function: ubiquitin conjugating enzyme binding; ubiquitin protein ligase activity; zinc ion binding. Bases 279 to 2939 code for a protein of 886 amino acids. The record is from RefSeq and is a predicted model, not a curated record. The transcript has 9 exons. Gene Ontology annotation, biological process: ubiquitin-dependent protein catabolic process; protein polyubiquitination; positive regulation of proteasomal ubiquitin-dependent protein catabolic process.
GUUGCAUUACUUUCACAACAGGUGACCCCCACCCCUCCGCCAAAAUCCGGCUAUUAGAUGUGACCACGAGGUUGAUAAGGCGAAGCCACCAUGUCUUAAACACAGACGGGCCCUCUGGAGCCCUAUCUCCCCACCCUGGCCAAUCUUCCUCCUCCCUCCUCCACCACCUUACCCCUUCCCCAAUCCCCAUCCCUUUCCCAGACUUCCGUGGACAUGUGAGGGACAGGUUACCUAACCCUGGCUCCCCACUGGCACAUCCCUCCCCUCCCUCCGGAGAAAUGACCCUGCAGAAGCACCAGCCGCUGAGAGGUGGUAGUGGUGGGGUGAUGGGUUCAGACCGGGACCUGAACUCCACUACUUCCUCCAUCUCCCUGUCCUCUGGGAAAAAGGCCCCCAAGAAGAGGCGCCUCUCUUUGGCGUCUCUUUUCAGACCGCGAGGAUGGGAGCCCAAAUCAGGGCGCCAAAGGUCCCGAGAGCUCCAGCAACCUGGACCUAGUAGCCUUGGAGGGGUCGGUGGCAUCGCCAGCAUCGAGAGCAUCCACUCUGAGAUGAGUAAUGACAAGAACUCCGCCUUCUUCUAUGUGGCUGGGACCGGAGCUGCCUCUGCCUCUGCUGCUGCUGCUACUACCACCUCAUCUGCCUCAGGGUCUUCUUCCUCUACCUCCUCCUCUUCCUCCUCCUCAAGGGGAGGGGUCGGUGUGGUAGCAGAGCUACUGGAGUGCCCGCUGUGCCUUCUGCGCCACUCAAGGGAGAACUUCCCUGACAUCAUGACCUGUCACCACCGGUCCUGCAUCGACUGCCUGCGCCAAUACCUGCGCAUUGAAAUCUCAGAGUCACGGGUCAACAUCAGCUGCCCAGAGUGCUCAGAGCGCUUCAACCCGCACGACAUCCGCAUGAUAUUGAGUGAUCGGGCACUCAUGGAGAAAUAUGAGGAGUUCAUGCUGAGGAGGUGGCUUGUGGCUGACCCAGACUGCCGCUGGUGCCCUGCACCGGACUGUGGAUAUGCAGUGAUAGCCUUCGGCUGUGCCAGCUGUCCUAAGAUCACGUGCGGCAGGAAGGGCUGUGGUACGGAGUUCUGUUACCACUGUAAGCAGCUGUGGCAUCCCAACCAAACCUGUGAUGCAGCACGGCAGCAGAGAGCGCAAAGCCUGCGCCUGAGGACCAUCCGCUCAUCCUCCCUCAGCUAUAGUCAAGAGAGCGGAGCUGCAGCUGAUGACAUCAAGCCAUGUCCGCGUUGUGCUGCUUACAUCAUCAAGAUGAAUGACGGAAGCUGUAACCACAUGACCUGCGCCGUCUGCGGCUGUGAGUUCUGUUGGCUCUGUAUGAAGGAAAUAUCAGACCUGCACUACCUGAGUCCAUCAGGCUGUACUUUCUGGGGAAAGAAGCCAUGGAGCAGGAAGAAGAAGAUCCUGUGGCAACUGGGAACACUUGUAGGGGCCCCUGUCGGUAUCGCACUCAUCGCCGGCAUAGCUAUUCCCGCUAUGAUUAUCGGCAUCCCUGUUUAUGUGGGAAGGAAGAUUCAUAACCGCUACGAAGGCAAAGAUAUUUCCAACCACAAGAGGAACCUGGUGAUCGCUGGUGGGGUGACGCUCUCCGUCAUUGUGUCACCAGUGGUAGCUGCAGUCACUGUCGGCAUCGGCGUUCCAAUCAUGCUUGCGUAUGUCUAUGGUGUGGUGCCCAUCUCUCUGUGCCGUAGCGGAGGUUGUGGCGUCUCAGCUGGGAAUGGCAAAGGAGUUCGCAUAGAGUUUGAUGAUGAAAAUGAUAUGAAUGUUGGCAGUGGGGCAGCUGCCACGGACACUACAUCCGUGGCAGACACACGGAACAACCCAAGUAUUGGUGAGGGCAGUGUUGGGGGGUUGACGGGCAGCCUGAGUGCCAGUGGCAGCCACAUGGACCGUUUGGGCGCCAUCAGGGACAACCUGAGUGAGACGGCCUCCACCAUGGCCUUGGCUGGAGCCAGCAUCACUGGCAGCCUCUCAGGCAGUGCCAUGGUCAACUACCUGAACAGGCUGGAGGUGCAGGCUGAUGUGCAGAAGGAACGCUGUAGUCUCAGUGGUGAAUCUGGCACUGUCAGCCUGGGUACAAUCAGUGACAAUGCUAGCACCAAAGCAAUGGCUGGAUCCAUUCUUAACGCCUACAUGCCCCUAGACAGAGAUGGGAACAGUAUGGAGGUCCAGGUUGACAUUGAAUCCAAACCUAGCAAACGAAGGCACCACAGCGGCAGCAGCAGUAUAGAUGACGGUAGCCAUGUUGGCCGCUGUGGCUGGACCUGCCCUUCUAAUGGCUGCACCUCCUCAGAAGUCAAAGGAACCUCUACAAAGUGGGCCAAAGAGGUCUCUUGCUGCUCCUCCACCAGCUGCGGGGGACAAAAGAGUAAGGGCAAGCUACGCAAGAAAGGCUGCGGAGGCACAAAGAUCAACGAGACGCGGGAGGACAUGGAUGCUCAGCUGCUGGAGCAGCGCAGCACCAACUCCUCCGAGUUUGAUUCCCCUUCACUGAGCGGCAGCCUGCCUUCGGUGGCUGACUCCCACUCUAGCCACUUCUCUGAGUUCAGUUGCUCCGAUCUUGAAAGCAUGAAGACGUCCUGUAGCCAUGGCUCCGGUGGAGGCGACUACAACAUGCGCUUUGCCACCGUCAGCCCCUUACCUGAGGUGGAGAAUGACCGUCUUGAAACCUGCCCCACUUCUUCAUCGUUCUCGUCCCAGGAACAAGGAGCUGUGAUCACAUCCCACUCCCCCACAUCCACCUCCUCUUCCCUGGGCCAGGGCACAGAGCUGUCGCCCCUCUGCUUCAUCACAGAAGAGAAUGUCAACAUGGUUUGUCAGGCUGAGCUGGACAGCAAAACUGGAGAGAAGCUUAAAGAAACCAACAACAACCACCACCGACCGCAACAAAUCCAGCAGCAGCCCAAGAGCUCCUGUAUACAGACUGAAAUCUAAAAUCUCAAUACCUUAAGUGCUGCACAGGUGCUGUUUUUAUUCAACAUCCUGUCCUCCAGUAAAGUAACAAUCAGCUUACACUUUAGCCUGCAUUUUCUGGUACUCCCUUGUACAGGGAACUUGUUAUUUUGGGGAUUUGUGUCCUUCAUGAAAAACGUAAAAUAGAACUCUGUGCCCACUGAGUGUUGAAAGGCUCGCUGGAAGUAUUAAACGGUUACCCAAGUGCAGCCAUGUGAAAAUUAUUAAGGUUUUUUAAUGCAGAUGCAACACCAUACAGUAAUCUUAAUGUUUCAGCUCUUGAGGUUGACAAUAACAGGGACCAGGCAAUGUGACUCACUAGUUCCUUUUUUUCUCUUUUUUUUUUUUUAAAAUGUAUAAGUCGCAGAGGAGCCUUUAGGCUCCUUUCUGAUAUUAUUGUUAGAAUUUCUUCCUCCCCAGGAUAUAUAACUAUAAUGACUGAGCUCAACAUUGGUGAACAGUUUAGCACUAAAACAGACCUGUAACACAUCCAAUGGUAUCUUUUAGAUGUAUGCACAGAUGGCGGUAUAGACCCUUUGUGGAAAAUGGUGCUUUGCAGCCUGGUAUCCACUGAGUUUGGACCUGUAGCCUGAAAACCCUUAUGUGCUUUUAGUGCUAAGGAGACUGGGAGCUCAGCCUUUGUUUAGUUCUGUGAAAAGCUUUUGAUGUUAGGUUUGGGGGAUGAGCGUUGAUUUGAGAGGUCUCUGGAAGGCCACAGUUGUCCAGAUUUUAACAUUAAGCAAUGGGUUGGUCAGUUCUUGAAAAUUAUACAAUGAUUUUUGUUACUUUUCAAAGGUGAUUUAUUCAAGCUGGUCUGCCUCACUGAGUAAGAGAGCGCUUCGAUAUCUUUCUUUGUAAACUCAUGGUGCCUCUAAGAAGUUGUUUGUGUCUCUCUCUCCACUGUGUCUUCAAGACUCCAAACAGCAACUUAUUGUAGGUUACAGAAUGUCUAUCUGUGUAGGGGUUAUGCAUUUACAGACAGACCAUACUGUGGUAGACAUGGUAGAUGAAAAAUGUUCAAUUGCCUACCAAAGACAGCACUCAGGCUCUUGUUAAAUCUCAUACCUUUGACUUGUCAGCUGUACACAGUGUGGUGCAUCCUUUUACACCAGGAGAUGAAUGAAGACAAGACCCAGGAUUAUAACGAAAUGCAGAACGCUGUUUCAAACACGCUUCACUAAUGCUACUCAAAUAACUGAGGCUGCACAACAGCCAAAGGCACCUGCACUGUUUACUAUAUUUCUUAUUACAUUGAUAUUCUGCAAUGCACAAGGUUGAUAGGGAUUCAUAGUUUUGUUUUGGGUAACCUUCUUCUACUGAUUUUCCCGUUGGCAAUCGGUGCUGCUGAGCAGACUUGAAGGCAAAAUCGGUUUUCAGCACUUUUCUCUCUUACAGAGUGUUUUGCUGAUGCCUGUCUUUACAGUUCAGUGGUUGGCUCUAUUGAGUUCACUGAGUUGGAUCAGGUGAACCUCUACCAGGUAGGGUAAAGCAUCCUGAAUGGUAAUUUGACCGUAGCCUGCUCCUGUAUGAGCCGUCAAUUUGGUUGGGUGGAUAAGGCUACAAUCUACAGUUCUCCCUGAUUCCAUACAAAAACAUCUGUUUAUCAUUCUUCACCAAAACAAAAACCUGUUCUUCAUUCUAAUUUGAACACAAGUGCCAGAUAUAAUUUGUUAUUUGUGCAGAAUGGCUUAAGGUAAUUGUAUAUAUGUUUGGUAAUUUGCUUUACUAUAUUCAUGUAAAUGCAUAUCAGAAAAAUAAAAAAAUAUGAUAUAUGA